Hippocampus zosterae (dwarf seahorse) is the source of this 4660-nucleotide messenger RNA. RefSeq names its product ephrin-B3b (gene efnb3b). Gene Ontology annotation, molecular function: ephrin receptor binding. Gene Ontology annotation, cellular component: plasma membrane. Lineage: Eukaryota; Metazoa; Chordata; Actinopteri; Syngnathiformes; Syngnathidae. The coding region runs from base 907 to 1896 and encodes 329 amino acids. The record is from RefSeq and is a predicted model, not a curated record. The transcript is spliced from 5 exons. Gene Ontology annotation, biological process: ephrin receptor signaling pathway; axon guidance.
GCCACGGUCCUGGCAGUUCUGCCAGUACGAGGCGAACCUCCGUGCAGGUCGGACCAGUGUCGGGAUUGUGACGUAGUCGUGUUGUUGGUCGGAGCGGAGCUCACGCACACUUUUUUGGGGGGACCCAGGCUCUUCUCUUUUAUAAAUUAAAGCACUCGGCAAGUUUUCUUUCAAGCAAAGCGUGGAUGUCCCCCCCCCCCUCCAAACUCUUGAAAUAGACGCUUUUACCUUACCACACACAUUUGGAUUUCUUUUUUUCCCCCCCUUCCGUACCUCUUUGAAUUCUCAAAUUGAGAAUUGAAGCAUUGGUGGAUUUACAAACCGUCUGCAAGGAUUGUGAUGUGCACCGACUGGACUUGAGAAACGUUUAUGAGCGUCAAGAUGAGGAGUCCGGCGGCAUAUUUUUAGCCUAUAAAGCGGCUUGCAUUUUUGUUUUUUGACCCCCCGCAAAAAAAAAAAAAAAAACACCAUCCUGAAUGUGUAUUUUAGUUCUAUCGUGUGUUGCAUGAGGCGUCGGGGAAAGGUAAUGGGAGAGGGUGCACACGCAACAAGGGAGCGUUGUUCGAAACUGAGACAAUUAAGGAACGAGAACAGAAUCACGGCUGGCUUGUGAUUCAUUUGACAACAGUGGAUUCGCUCGAGUUUGAUGUACGUCCUGGACUCAAAGCCAUUUUUAUAUAUGUGCGCGCUAAGGGCACAGUAGUGUGAAAGUCAUGGGGUUGGUGCAGAAAUAGUCCAGAAAGUUUAGUUUUUUUAAUGAUUAUAAUAUACUUUUAAUAUAUCCAUUUAAUUCAACGCAUCCUGGGCCCAUGAGGUUCUGACUCCCCUCCAAUUUGGGAAGUCGUUUUUUUUUGGGAUUUUUUUUUUCUUUCUUUUGACACCACCACUUGUGGACCGAAUUUGGAGAUGGCGCGUCCGUGGAGUGUGAAUGGAUUGUGGUUCCUGCUGGCAUUUCUACUGGAUUUACUGGGAACCACGGCCAGCAACAUGGAGCCCAUCUAUUGGAAUUCUCUCAACGAGAGGUUCCGAGACGAUAAGGGCUACGUCCUCUACCCUCAGAUCGGGGACCGGCUGGACCUGAUCUGCCCUCCACUGGACACGGCCCGUUCCACGCCGGAGUACGAGUUCUACAAACUGUACCUGGUGUCGUCGCGGGAGCAGGCGGACCGCUGCGAGGUGACAGGGCCGCCCAACAUCGUGCUGACGUGCGACGAGCCCGUGCGGGAGCGCCGCUUCACCAUCAAGUUCCAGGAGUUCUCGCCCAACCUGUGGGGCCACGAGUUCAAGAGCAUGCACGACUACUACAUCAUCGCUACAUCAGAUGGGACCCGCCAAGGUCUGGACAGCAUGAGGGGAGGCGUUUGUGCCACGCAGGGCAUGAAGGUGGUCCUGAAAGUGGGGCAGAGUCCAUACGGGCUGCCUCCCAAGAAGGAGCCAGCGGGACGCUCCACCAACCGGAACUCAGGGAACUCGACCCACUCGAGAGGACCCAACACCUUUGGGGGCGCCGAAGGCGGCGGGGAGAACGGUCCGCUGCAGCCGUCCAACAUCGCCCUGAUCGCGGGCGCGGCCGGGGGCUCGGCUUUCCUGCUGCUGGUCACCGCCGUCAUCUGCGUGGUGUGCUACAGGCGGCGGCACGCCAAGCACUCGGACACCCACCACCCGCCGUUGUCGCUGUCGUCGCUCACCAGCCCCAAGCGAGGCGUCGGCGCCGGGGGCAUGGGCAGCUCCAACAACAACGGCUCCGAGCCCAGCGACAUCAUCAUCCCUUUGAGGACGUCGGACUCCGCCUACUGCCCGCAUUACGAGAAGGUGAGCGGCGACUACGGACACCCCGUCUACAUUGUGCAGGAAAUGCCACCGCAGAGCCCGGCCAACAUCUACUACAAAGUAUGAGAACUGAACUCUCCGGCCCGAGACCCCCCAGAAUCACUCCGCGCCCCACCUGAGCAAGGCCCAACGCCCCCCCCCCCCCUCACCCUCCUCUCACCUUCUUACCCGCCACCAUCCAACCAUAACCAAACCCCAGCACCACACUUAACGUGUGUCCGCGAGGGUUCGCCGGCCCACGGGAGCACUCCUAGAGGAAAUUCCCAGAAUGCACCUGGAAGUGCGUGAAUGUGGCUUUUGGACCUGAGGAGAAUCAAAGGACUAUAUUUGAGAAAAUAAAUACAUAAAUUGCUAAAAGCCCACGGAGUGCUGAGGAAACUCCCAGUCACCAUACCUGCCUAGAACCUUAGCAGCCUGCCCCCCCCCCUAACCCCCACCCCCAACCACCCUCCCCAGAGCGCCAUCAGCUAAUCAGACGGCCCGCUCGGUGACACCGCCGACACCUUUGGAAUUCUCAGAGCAAAAGAGCGGCGGCCUCUUGGACUCAGCCAAUCAGAAAAGAGUGCAGGUCACAUGACCUGACCCGAGGGCCCGAGGAUGUCUCUGAGCAGUCGGGCCCGCCCUGACACUCAGACUCUUGUAUAUUUUAAUAAAAUGUGUGUGUGUGUGCGUGUGUGUGUGUGUGUGUGUGAGUGUAAUGGCUGUGACUGUGUUCUUUAGACCUGUCUUCAAAAUACCAAAACACAAAAUAGUGAGCAGAUAUCACAAAAAAAAAAAAAAAAUCCAAUAAAGUGAGAUUUUUCUAUGGCUAUCAACACUUAUAGAUGAUAUAUAAAAAAAAAUAUCCAGUUAAUAGAUGUAUUUGCUUUUAUUUUCUAUGAUUUUCUUCGAUUUUACCAGCUAAAGCCGCACCUGUGUUGCUAGCCCUUUUUCUACUUUUCACAUUUACAGUAGUACAAUCGACCUUUUAUAUUCAUUUAAUCCCACUGUUUUGUUUUUUUUUUUUCGGCCAGUCUGCCCCCACCCCACCACCCUAACCCCCCCCCCCCCCCCCUUUAAGGUGUUUGUAUAUUUUUAUAGCUUCUUGUUUGAUGCAGUAGUGUUGAAGUUUAGACCUCGUUUGUGGAAGUGUUGAGGUAGAGCCUUCUCUGAUCGCUUUUUUUUUUUUUUAAUUCCAAAUGUUUUUUUUUUUUUAAUGUGGCAAGGAGGGGCUUGCGGGCAAAAAAAAAAAAAAAAAAAGACAAAGCAAUGCAAAAGGAAGGACUGAGAGGAAAUUGCACACGAAAGAAAAAAUGGACGAUGAAGGAUCCAGAUGGACGUGAUGAAGAGCGACAGCCUCGGCACUAAAACGUAUUCCGGAGUUGAACUCAUUCAACACACACACACACACACGCGCGCGCACACACACAAUCACAUCACAGGUGGUACAUUUCAAACGUUCCCGUCUUGUUGUGUUACAUUAUUUGUACACACAGACCGACACACACACACACACACACACACACACACGCCUGUUAAUGACUGCAACACUGAUUGCAUUGAAACACACACACACAUCCCCGACAAUUCGUUUUUAAUGCGUGUGUGCGUACGUCGCGCGGCGCAAGUACCACGAGACACAUGAUGGCCAAUUGAGGCGCUAUUUGUUCACCUACUUAGCAGUAAAGUCCGUUUUGUGUUGCUGGGACAUGUUUGUGGCUUUUAUGUAAACGGGGGAUCGCACACGGACGUCGGACACACAACUCUGCAUUCGGAGGCGCCCGUUGGGUGCACACAUGCUUUUAGUAAAAUUGUUUUGUGUUGCGCAAACAUUUUGUGGCUUUUGUGUAAACUGGUUCCUGGUCUCACACACACACACACAUAUACGCGCACACACAGGCGUCAGCGUUUUUUUUUGUGUGAUCCUUCCUUAACUGUAUUUUGUAUCAGUACCUAACAUCAUCUACACAAUGUAUUAAGGUGUGCUUUAAUUGUCACAUUCGACCAUUGGUGGAGAUUUUUGUCGCCGCGGUUGCUUCUGGCCUAUAUUUGACGGUUUGAAAUUGAGUUGCAAAAAAUGACACACUGAGUAGUGGGGGAAAGAAAACUUGGGUGGGAUGGGGGUAGGAGGGGGGGGGGUGUGUUUGACUCUUUUGUACGACGACAAAGUUGUGUUUUGUUGUUUUUAUGUACACUGUUCCGUCUUUUUUGUCGAUCCGAACCCGCAAAGAGAGUAGUGCACACGCCCUCCGAGGCCGCAUUGGCAACUUGUGCAACGUGACUUGUUAUGUACAAAAAAAAAUAAAAAUGGUUGCAACUUCAACGGGGGGAGGGUUGGGGUGUGGGUGAGGAGUGGGGGCGGGGGGCUACACACAAAAUAACAAAGACUCUCACUGCCCCCCCCCCCCCCCCCGACACUUUUUGCGGCCCCUCGAGCAUCCUCCUCGGACUGCCAUGUUUUUUUUUUCAUGUUUUAACGUGGAUUUAAACAUGUCACCGUUUGUGUUUGACCUCCCUGGUGAAACAGAGUGUUGCCUGCAAGGCUUGGGGGGCGGGGGGGGGGCAUCACCAUCGGCUAGCAAAAGAGUGUGUGUUUGUAUCCCGCGGCCCCUCAAAUGUGACGUGUUGUAUUUGGGACGCCUCCAUGUGAGGUGUGUGUGCGUGCGUGUGUGUGUGUGUCAUCUCCUCCUCGCCCCCGCAUUGUUUCCUCAUCACAGCGACCCCCACAGUGAACCCGCUCCCCCCCCCCCAACUCACCUCUGAAGAGAGGAAAAGAUGAGUACAUUCCUGCUUUGGAGAAGGAAAAAAAAUCAGUUGAAUAAAAAACAAACAAACAAAUGUUUCAGCACCA